This is a messenger RNA of Lactuca virosa, 1446 nucleotides long. The record is from the annotation of a GenBank genome assembly. NCBI's taxonomy places the organism in Eukaryota, Viridiplantae, Streptophyta, Magnoliopsida, Asterales, Asteraceae.
AUGGAAAGAUCGAGCCCAAAGCACAGGGAUAAGGAUUCAAGCAAAGACUACAAGCAUCGAAGCAGCAAACACGCCGAUGACCACCAUAUCUCCAAACACAAUAAACACAGUGACACCUACGGAGAUGAUCGACGAGAACCUGAGAAAUCUGAUGGUGGUGAAGAUGGGGUGAAGCGUGAGAGGUCAUCAUACAAUAGAGAAUUGAGAGAGAAAUCGGUGGAUAACAGAUGGCGCCACAACCACAAGAGGAAAGAUAGAGGUGUAGAGUGUGAUGAGGAUGAUAAACGAACAGAUGGGUCUUCUACAGAUGAUGUUAAGAGCGGAGGCAUCUCUCUCGUUGCCUUAUCAAAGGCCAAAGCAACAUUACUGAAGCGAAAGGAGCUUGCAGAGAAGAUGAAGAAGAUCCCCAUGUUAAACAAGGGUGCUGACUCAGCAAGAGAUGGCCUGAAACCUCCAUCUAGUUCACGAAUACCACCUCCCCCGCCACAAUCUGCGACUGCUGGUGGGCUGCCCCAACUUCCAGAGUUUACUGCCCCAAUGUUUGAACCUGUAAAACGGGCACAAGAACUUGCUGCCAAGAUUUGUUUUAGACAAGACCCGGAAUUUGCCCCGCUUAUAAGCAUGUUUCCAGGACAGCUGGCGCCAAAGUUGACUGUUCAAUCUGAGCCUUCAAAGGCUCUUGUUCUUCGUUUGGAUGCAUUCAAUAGGGAAGUAGAUGAAAAUGGCAAUGUGGUAAAUAUACCAAAGGUAAACAACCUGAGCACCAUUAAGGUUAACAUUAACAAAGAGAAAAAAGAUGCAUUCCAGAUUCUGAGACGGGAGUUAGAAGUGGACCCUGAUAAAAACCCUCACUUUGAUUGGCGAAUGGGAAUUGAUAAAAACAAGCUUUUAAGGCCUAAAAGGAUGACCUUUCAGUUCGUGGAGGAAGGCAAAUGGACUAAAGAUGCAGAAAUCACCAAGUUGAAGAGUAAAUUUGGUGAAUCACAAGCGAGAGAGUUCAAAGCAAAACAGGCACAUCUUAUUCCUGAUAUUGAGUGGUGGGACGUGUCAGUUCUUGAUAUACUAAAGAAAGAGAAGAUUACUUUAUACAUAGAACACCCCCGCCCAAUCGAGCCGCCAUUUAAACAGGCCCCACCGCCACCUCAGCCCCUAAAACUUACCAAAAAAGAACGCAAAAAGCUCCGCACUCAAAGACGUCUCGCCAAUGAAAAAACCAGGCAAGAAAUGAUCCGACAAGGGCUUCUAGAACCCCCAAAACCCAAAAUUAAAAUGAGCAAUCUAAUGAAAGUCCUCGGGUCAGAAGCCACCCAACACCCAACCCGUCUCGAAAUGGAAAUCAGAAGCGCAGCCGCCGAACGCGAACAAGCUCAUAUUGACCGGAAUAACGCCCGGAAAUUGACUCCGGCGGAAAGACGCGACAAGAAAAAACGAAAAACUUUUCAAUGA